Molecule: messenger RNA, 788 nt
Organism: Ahaetulla prasina
Lineage: Eukaryota; Metazoa; Chordata; Lepidosauria; Squamata; Colubridae
Exons: 3
Coding region: 48-788 (246 amino acids)
Biological process (GO): defense response to bacterium; innate immune response; phagocytosis, engulfment
Cellular component (GO): external side of plasma membrane; immunoglobulin complex, circulating; blood microparticle
Molecular function (GO): antigen binding; immunoglobulin receptor binding
Source: RefSeq, a predicted model, not a curated record
UGAAUCUUUUGCUAUCGAUUCCCCUCCAUUCAUUAGAGGAAGCAAGAAUGACUCUGUGGCCAAAGUUGGUCUUCCUACUAGCAGGCCUUCAAGGUGUCCAGUCACAAGCCCAGUUGGUGGAGUCCGGAGGGGCUGUGAGAAGACCUGGGGAGUCCCUCCGUCUCUCCUGCCAAGCCUCUGGAUUCGCCUUCAGCAGCUCUUACAUGCACUGGGUGAGACAGGCUCCAGGGAAAGGACUGGAAUGGAUUUCACAGAUAUAUCCAAAUUCAGCUACCAUUCGCUACUCAGACAAAGUCAAGGGACGCUUCACCACCUCCAGGGACAAUGCCAGAAGCCAGCUGUAUUUGCAAAUGAACAAUUUGAAAGCUGAAGACACGGCUGUCUAUUACUGUGCUGGAGACACAGUGAGAGGAAGAGUCCAGUCUCAAGCCCAGUUGGUGGAGUCUGGAGGGGGUGUGAGAAGACCUGGGGAGUCCCUCCGUCUCUCCUGCCAAGCCUCUGGAUUCGCCUUCGGCGGCUAUUACAUGCACUGGGUGAGACAGGCUCCAGGGAAAGGACUGGAAUGGGUUGCAAGAAUAGGAACAUCCUCAUCUCCUAUUUCCUACUCGGAUAAAGUCAAAGGACGUUUUAUCAUCUCGAGGGAUGAUUCCCGCAGCCAGCUCUAUCUGCAAAUGAACAAUCUGAAAUCGGAGGACACGGCAGUUUAUUACUGUGCAAGAGACACAGUGAGAGGAAGUGAAUCUGACGGCAAACAAAAACCUUCUCAUCGGAGCAGCUGCAGAAAUUAA